CCAAGCCGAGUUCCGGAAGUGACAUGGCCGCCUCCUUGGUCGAAGCUUUCAUUUCUGCUGUCUCCGCUUAGUCUUGGGUGUUUGCUUUGUGCGGUUUUUACUGUGUGUCCGCCCUUUUCACCGGGUCGCAGUCGCGUGGAGAUCAGCAUGGGCACCGUCCACGCCAGGAGCCUGGACCCUCUGCCCAUGCAGGGUCCUGAGCUGGGAGUUCACGCUGACGACAUUGAGCCUCCUGAAAUCGAGCAGGAGCCCAAGCAGGAAAUUCUGGAAAACAAGGAUGUGGUAGUCCAAAGGGUGCACAUAGAUGGGCUCGGGAGGACCAAGGAGGACCUGCUGUCUUAUGAAAUCUCAGAUGUUUUCCGCGCAAGGAAUUUAAUCGAUGUGAUGAAACGAUCUCACGAAGCCAGGCAGAAGCUGCUCCGUCUCGGAAUCUUCCGUAAAGUCGAAGUUGUUAUUGACACCUCCAGAGGUGAUGACGCUCUUCCCAACGGCCUCGACGUGACAUUCGAGGUCAUUGAGCUGAGGCGGAUUACAGGCAGUUACAACACUAUGGUCGGGAACAAUGAAGGAAGCAUGGUGCUGGGAAUGAAGUUGCCCAAUGUUUUUGGCCGGGCCGAGAAGGUAACCUUUCAGUUCUCGUACGGCACCAAAGAGACUUCCUAUGGCCUUUCCUUUUUCAAACCUCAAGUGGGGAACUUUGAACGCAACAUCACACUCAACGCCUACAAAGUAACCGGUCAGUUUCCCUGGAGUUCGCUGAGGGAGACGGAUCGAGGCGUCUCCGCCGAGCUGAACUUCCCUGUGUGGAAGACCAACCAAACCUUGAAAUGGGAAGGCGUGUGGAGAGAUUUGGGAUGUCUGGCUCGCACCGCCUCCUUUGCUGUCCGAAAAGAGAGUGGACAUUCUCUCAAGUCGUCACUUGCGCACGCCAUGGUCAUUGACACCAGAAACUCCUCCAUCCUGCCCAGGAAAGGCGGCCUGUUGAAAAUCCAUCAGGAGCUCGCCGGUUACACGGGUGGAGAUGCCAGUUUCCUGAAGGAGGACUUUGAGAUCCAGCUCAAUAAAAGCCUCUUCUGGGACUCUGUUCUGUCUGCCUCCUUGUGGGGCGGUUUGCUGCUGCCUAUUGGUGAAAAGCCAACAAGCAUAGCAGACAGGUUCUAUCUGGGCGGUCCCACCAGUGUUCGUGGUUUUAGCAUGUACAGCAUGGGCCCACAGAGUGAAGGUAUGACAGGCGAUUACCUGGGAGGAGAAGCCUACUGGGCAGGAGGCCUUCACCUCUACACUCCGCUGCCCUUCCGGCCAGGCAAGGGAGGCUUCGGUGACCUCUUCCGAACGCAUUUCUUCCUCAACGCCGGGAAUCUUUGUAACCUCAACUAUGGGGAGGGCCCUCAAGCACAUUUGAAGAAACUAGCAGAGUGCAUCCGCUGGUCGUAUGGACUUGGCAUUGUGUUGCGUUUGGGCAACAUUGCCAGACUGGAGUUGAACUACUGCAUUCCCAUGGGAGUCCAGAGUGGAGACAGGAUAUGUGAUGGAGUCCAAUUUGGAGCAGGAAUACGCUUCCUCUGAAGCCACAAAUCUCCGAUACAUAGGAGCGCCACCGUAAUGUUGUUGAAAGGGAAGAUUGCUUGUAGUAGAUGUUUGUUAGCAACUUAUCACUUCAACAAUAAACGUGUUUGCACUGAAA
Molecule: messenger RNA, 1684 nt
Organism: Phyllopteryx taeniolatus (common seadragon)
Lineage: Eukaryota; Metazoa; Chordata; Actinopteri; Syngnathiformes; Syngnathidae
Gene: samm50
Product: SAMM50 sorting and assembly machinery component
Exons: 15
Coding region: 148-1566 (472 amino acids)
Biological process (GO): mitochondrial respiratory chain complex assembly; protein insertion into mitochondrial outer membrane
Cellular component (GO): SAM complex; outer membrane
Source: RefSeq, a predicted model, not a curated record